Messenger RNA from Spodoptera litura, 1044 nucleotides. RefSeq names its product UPAR/Ly6 domain-containing protein CG9338. Gene Ontology annotation, biological process: sleep; regulation of synaptic transmission, cholinergic; positive regulation of voltage-gated potassium channel activity. Lineage: Eukaryota; Metazoa; Arthropoda; Insecta; Lepidoptera; Noctuidae. The record is from RefSeq and is a predicted model, not a curated record.
UCGUUCUCAGUGUAGUUCAUCCAUAGCUCGAGAUCAGUCGUUUGCUGUGAUUUAAAAAAAACACAAGAAGAAAAUGGCCCGGUACGGAUUCACCGCAUUAUCCCUAGCAGUUUUGCUGGCUUUAUUCGAAAUCGGAUCCUGUCUGAGAUGUUACCAAUGUAACUCUGAACAAGACCCAGCUUGCGGUGACCCCUUCAAGGGCUCAAAGCAUGUAGUGGACUGCAUGUCUCAAGAUUCGAUAAACUACAACACCCUGUACCUGCGCAGUAUCCUCCCUGCUGAAGUCUUCAGCAGUGUGGUCGGAGCACCCAGAUAUUGCCACAAGAUUGUGAUGCAAACCGGUGCCGUUGUCCGUACAUGCUUGGAUGCUAACCCAGCCGACAUCAACCACACUUGUCGCUCCAUGGAGAGCUCCAAGUUGAACACUGCUGACCCCAGCAAGAAGAUCAAGUACUGCAGCGUGUGUGACAAGGACACCUGCAAUGCAGCCACAUCUAUGUCCUUCUCCCUCCCACUCGCCACUCUAGCUCUCAUCGCUACAUACUUGUUCUGCAAGCAAUAAUAGACUAUAGACUUCAAAGCAAGUGAACGACCAUCGGUCUAGCUUAGGCACCUUGAGUGUAACGCUUGCAGUUUAAAAAUGGGGUGCCAAAAUCUAUUUCAACAUUAAAUUCAUUGGUAAAGCCGUCAAUGCCUUUAAAAUUAACAUCAGACCGUCCAGUUUAUUUGCUUUGUUAUUCGUUUUAGUAAAGUAUUUAAUAGGGUUGAGAGCGUGGCUAAACACGCAGUGUCUUAUACAAUUACACCGUCGACUACCAAAAGUUAUAAAUAAUUGUGUAAUCUAUAAAAUAUUAAUGUUUUCAAUAAAAUAAACUGUACCUGUAAUUUGUUAAUAGAUUAACCAGUUUAUAGAGGAUUAAUGAAUAAGGCAAGUUUUAAUGUAUUUUACGAUGUUAGUGUUGUUAUUUUUAAAGUACUACGUAUUCGUGUUUUUAAUGAACCAGGCAGAGAGGAACAUAUUACGGCGAAAUAAAUAUUAUAAAA